Molecule: messenger RNA, 3130 nt
Organism: Gossypium arboreum
Lineage: Eukaryota; Viridiplantae; Streptophyta; Magnoliopsida; Malvales; Malvaceae
Product: probable disease resistance protein At5g63020
Exons: 1
Coding region: 261-2963 (900 amino acids)
Molecular function (GO): ADP binding
Source: RefSeq, a predicted model, not a curated record
CCUUCUAGGGUCGUUGGUGCUUUAACCAUUUGUAGGUAUCUGUCACUUUCACUUUUUAAUAAAUACCACCGUAUGUAUUCCGGAAAAGAAAAAACAAGUUGGUGAAUUGUUUUAUAUAUUUUAAUUAUGUUCAUUGCAUGGUGAUUAGAGAAAUACCAACUACUCCGAACUUGUCAAAAUUAGUUGUAGCAUUCAUUUGAUUAUCGUUGUCAUCUCUUCCAUUUAUUUCUUGGUGGUAAAAUCUAGUGAAUCGUUGAGAAAUGGAUUUCGUGAGCCCAAUCUUUGACAUCGUCCCUCGUUUGUGGGGUUUCGGCGCCAAGCGUCUGGCACAUGUGACACACCUCGGCAGACGCCUAGAAGAGUUGAGAACUGCACUGAAUGACCUUAGUGACCACAGAGAUGAUGUGAAGGAAAGAGUAGAGAUGGGUGUGAGGUCACAACAGGAGAUGGUUAAGAAGCAAGUGGAAAGAUGGUUGAGCAAAGUAGAAAUUAUUGAGCUGCAAGUAAUUGCCCUUAUCCAUGAAGGAAAUCUUCAGGAUGAGAGGAAAUGUUUUGGUUGCUGUCCCAGGAAUUUGCAGAAGGCCUACAAGAUCGGGAAGAAAGUGUUAAAGAAGAAAGAAGAAGUGGAGGAACUGUUAAAGAAAGGGGACUUUGCAGCCGUCACUCAAAGGCUGCCCGCUCCACCAGCCUCUCAGAUGGUGGCUCAAUUUCCUAUGGAGAAUACCGUUGGCCUAGACUCCAAGGUUGAACCCGUAUGGAAAAAAAUUGAGGAUGGAAACGUUGGGAUUAUUGGUUUAUACGGAAUCGGUGGGGUUGGUAAAACAACCCUCUUGAAGAAAAUCAACAACGAAUUCUCGAUCCGGAACCAUGAGUUUGAUAGCGUAAUUUGGGUUACACAAUCCAAAGCAACAAAAAGUGAGGAAUUUCAAGAAAUCGUUCGGAGGAAAUUGGAGAUCUCAGAUGACAUAUGGCAAAAGUGUUCAAACGAGAACGACAGAGCGUGUGAGAUAUUCAGGCUCUUGAGCGGUACAAGGUUUGUGUUGCUAUUGGAUGAUGUGCAGAAGAGCUUCUUCAAAUCCCAACUCACCAGUUUAGGCAUCCCCUUACCAAACAAGGAAAAUGGGUCCAAAAUAAUAUUUACUACCCGUUCGGAGGAGUUGUGCGGUUACUUAGGAGCUGAAGAGAGAAUUAAAGUGGAAUGUCUCCCACCAGAACAAGCCCUGAGUUUAUUUUCGAUGACGGUAGGGGAAUACAUCUUAAAUUCUCAUCCAGAGAUUCCGAAGUUGGCUGAAAUUAUUGCCGCAAGGUGCAGAGGUUUGCCACUUGCACUGCUCACUGUUGGGACUGUCAUGGCUAGUAGGAAGAGUCACUAUGAUUGGAUCUGUGCAAUUGAGAUGUUGCAAAACUACCCAUCAGAAUUUUCAGGUAUGGGAGAGCAAGUGUUCCCUCCUAUCAAGUUUAGCUAUGACAGCCUCACCUCUCCCAUCGCUAGAAAAUGUUUUCUAUAUUGUUCUAUAUUCCCAGAGAACUGCACGAUAAGCGUCGAUGAGCUUAUCGACCUUUGGAUAGGAGAAGGUCUUUUAGAUGAAAUAAGUCCACGAAAGCAAGGAGAAUUCAUUAUUUUCACUUUAAAGCUUUCAUGUUUGCUGGAAGGUGACGAAUCUAUGGAAUUUGUUUGGAUGCAUGAAAUGAUCCGAGACAUGGCACUGUGGCUAGCCCGUGACGAAGAGAAAAAUAAGAACAAGAUUUUGGUAGCGAGAAGAGGGAGGCUUACCGAUCAAGAAUUCAACAAAUGGAUAGACUCAAGUUGGGUCUCCUUGUGGGGUUGUAGUGACAGAGAGGUCAUCCAUUACCCACCAACUUGCCCUAACCUCUCGACUCUACUCAUAAGAGAUACACUGGUCAACGCAUUUCCCGGUGGCUUCUUCGAGUUCAUGACUGGUCUGAAAGCUUUAGAUUUAUCGGGUAAUCAAGGAUUGGUUGAGUUGCCUCCGGAGAUUGGAAGAUUGAGAAUCCUUCAGUACCUAAAUUUGUCAUUAACAAGCAUAACCAAGCUACCUACGGGCCUUGCGAAUUUGAGAAACCUGAGGUGUUUGUUAUUAGAUUAUACUAUGCAUCUUAAAGAGAUCCCACCAAGGGAGGUGAUGUCUUGUCUUUCACUGUUGCAGGUAUAUAGUAAAAUGAAUGGGGUGAUGGAAUACUUUGAUGAAGUGAAAGUUCCAGUUGAUGAUGAACUUGCUUUCUUGGAGGUGUUGGAGGGAUUUAGUCACAUGAAUAAGAUUUGUAUCACCAUAUUUUGUCACCCCUCUGUUGAAAAGAUAUUCAGCUCAUACACCAAACGAGCAUUCAUUAGAAAAUUAAAACUAAUCGAUUGCACGGGAUUGACUUCACUAUGUCCUAUCAAUGCAUUACCAAAUUUAGGGAAACUUGAGAUAUUUCGUUGUUGUUCACUUCAAGAAAUCAGAUUUCCAGAUCGGGGUGACUUUCACAACCUUCGUCAGGUUCACGUAGGUGUUUGCCCACUGUUGCGGAACCUGGAUUGCCUUGCUUAUGCUAUAAAUCUUGAGAUCCUCACAAUUCUCGACUGUCAGUCUAUGAAACAAGUUAUAAGUGAGGAGACAGUACGAGACUACGUCUUCUUAGAGCUAAAGACGCUUUCUUUGACUUGUUUGCCAAGUCUGGAAACCAUCUGUCCCUUGCCCAAAGCCUUUUCUUCUCCGAUAGAGAUCGAAGUAUCUCGGUGCCCAUGUUUGAGGCGACUUCCAUUUGACGAUGAAAGUGUAGAUUUCUUGAAGAAAAUCAGAGGAGAAUUAAAGUGGUGGGAAGCUUUGGAUUGGGACAGUGACUCUGUGAAGGAGGCCUGUAGCUUCAAAUUUAAAUCCACCUCUGCACCCUCAGGAAAGGCCAAAGAAAUGACCGCUUCCACUAGCAAGGAAAAAACAGCCAUUGCUUAUAAGGGUUAGUUUGGCAAUACUUUCGAAAAGUGCAUUUGAAAAGUGCUGUAAAAAAAUAUUUUUGAGAAGUAUUUUUAAAAAGUUUAGUUUAAAAUUUGAGUGUUUAGCAUUACUGUCAAAAAGUACUUUUGAGAAAUAAAAUGUCUAUUUUAGUCACGUUAUUAUUAAGUAACAAA